AGCUGCAGUACUGUAUACUUAAGUCUCGAUCGCCCGUAAACCCCUUUCUUUGCCUCUUCUUUGUAGCCGUCUACAACACUCUACCUUCACAGACACCACAACCUGCGACGUGAAUCAUGGAAGAACCGACCAGGAAACGUUUUCGGAUCAACGAUGACAGUGCCCAUCCCGUGCCCACGACCGCCUUUGACAAAGUCCAAGCUGCAGCGCGCGACAGCGAGUAUUGGUUCGAUGACGGGAACCUCAUCCUUCUGUCUCAAGGGUUCGCAUUUUGCAUAUACAAGGGCCUACUUGCGGAACACUCGUCUGUGUUCCGCAGCAUGUUUCAAGUCGCAACGCCAGCGACAGAAGAACUGGUCGAUGGUUGUCCUGUGGUUACACUCUACGACUCGCCGAACGACUUACGCGAGCUAUUCCGGCUCAUAUAUCCACUGAAAUCUACUCUCAGGCUGGUUGGGCGGAACGUCGACAUCACCUUCAUCUCAGCUAUCAUCCGUCUCGACCACAAGUAUGAGCUAAGGGGCAUGUACGAGCAGGCGAUGAGCUACCUCACCACCUACUACACCACUAACUUCGAUGCCUGGGCCGACGGCCGCAACGCCACUGACUGGCAACCAAAGCCCAUCGACGCGAUCGGCGCCGUCAACCUGGCGCGCCUCACUAAUACCACCGCCAUCCUCCCUUCCGCCUUCUACAUCUGCGCGACGCUCGGCCCGGACCUCGCGCGCGGAAUGAAACGGGAAGACGGCUCUGUCGAGCGACUGUCUCCGGAGGACAUGGUGUUGUGCCUCCAGAUGAAGGAGCGGCUCGCCACUGAGAACGCACAUACCGCGUUCCUCCUCUUCCGCCCGGCGGGGGCGCAGAACUGCUCGAACCCGUCCGGGCACUCGUACUGUGCGGAAUUGUGGCGGAAGCUCCUCGAGUACUCCGGCUUGUCGAAGGCGCCGCACCCCGUCGCGUCGUCGCGUGCGCUGGACAGCUGGGUCGAGAAUGCGGACAGCAUCCCGGCGAGUGCGGUGCAGCCUACCCCAAUGGGUCCGUACAUGCUGUCGUUCUCGUCGCCCUCCCGCGCGCUAUGUAAAGGCUGCCGGAAUCACUUGCAGACGCGCGAUCGGGAGUUUCGCCGGCAAAUAUGGCGCAAGCUGCCCGAGUUUGUUGGGUUGACGAUAGAGAAUUGGGACACGCCUGCGGCGUAAGACUCUCCGCCGGGACUUGACCACUGGAAGUAUCUUCGUUCCACUACAUAAGUCCAAACGUGUAUAGCUCGGAUAGCGCCCGAAGAACCCAUCGGUGUUGCGACGUUCCUCAACCUCAUACACAUACAUACAUUACUCGACCAUCUCCGCAG
Messenger RNA from Dichomitus squalens LYAD-421 SS1, 1348 nucleotides. RefSeq lists its product as uncharacterized. The record is from RefSeq and is a predicted model, not a curated record. The transcript has 2 exons. Gene Ontology annotation, molecular function: protein binding. The coding region runs from base 117 to 1196 and encodes 359 amino acids. Lineage: Eukaryota; Fungi; Basidiomycota; Agaricomycetes; Polyporales; Polyporaceae.